Molecule: messenger RNA, 2126 nt
Organism: Salvia splendens (bonfire salvia)
Lineage: Eukaryota; Viridiplantae; Streptophyta; Magnoliopsida; Lamiales; Lamiaceae
Product: probable WRKY transcription factor 14
Exons: 3
Coding region: 189-1475 (428 amino acids)
Biological process (GO): regulation of DNA-templated transcription
Cellular component (GO): nucleus
Molecular function (GO): DNA-binding transcription factor activity; transcription cis-regulatory region binding
Source: RefSeq, a predicted model, not a curated record
AUGGAAUAGAGCUGUUUUAUAUACUGAAGUCAGCGACUUUCUUCUCUCUCUCUAAAGCUUAAUCUCUCUUGUUGCCAACUUCCUAAAUUAGGUUUUCAGUUCUGCAACAACAGCAAGCUUCAAUCAAAAACUGCACGUUCUAAUUUGCUGCGAUCAAAUCGAAGGAGUCUAAUGAGACAGCAGCGAUUAUGUGCAGCCGCGACUUGCUAAAGUGGAUGGAGAAUUACAAUCAAGGAGAUCUAACCGACAUAAUCAGAGCCACCGGCGGCGCCAAUCCGCCAGCUGAAACCCCCGCCGCCGCGCCGGAGUGGCAGUUUCCGACCAACCCGAUCGCCUUCUCCGCCGCCGAUUUCGGCGAUCCGUUCGCGCAACUCGGCGAUCCGCUGAUCCACGCGCCUCCUCCUCCUCCGCCUCUGCCAGGAUUCUUCGACAUGAUCAAACCUAGCGACGCCGCCGGGAUGAGAUUUGGGGGAAAUAGCAAUCUAGGUCAAAAAAUUAGCCUCGACAAGGAGAUGAAGAGACCUCCGAAUAUCUUCUCGAGGAUGCUCCAGAUCUCCCCCACCGCGAAGCUGCCGAUACCACUGUCGCCGUGCGAUUCUUCUCCGGCGGCGGCGGGGGCUCCGAUGUUAGUGGCGAAUGAUCAUCAUGCAUUAAUCUCCCCGAGCUACAGCUCGAGAGGGAAUUGCUUGAUUGAAAGCAGCCUGCAGAUCUCAUCUCCGCGAAAUGCGGGGAUCAGGAGAAGAAAAAGCCAGGCGAAGAAGGUGGUUUGUAUACCGGCUCCGGCGCCCGCAAACAGCCGGCCCAGCGGGGAAAUCGUGCCCUCCGAUCUUUGGGCGUGGCGAAAAUACGGGCAGAAACCUAUCAAGGGUUCGCCCUAUCCGAGGGGUUAUUACAGAUGUAGUAGUUCAAAGGGAUGUUCGGCGAGGAAGCAAGUGGAGCGGAGCCGAACCGACCCGAACAUGCUGGUGAUUACAUACACGUCGGAGCACAACCACCCAUGGCCCACUCAGAGAAACGCCCUGGCCGGCUCCACGCGAUCUCAGCCGUCCAAAACCGCCGCCGCCAAAACCUCGCCGAAGCCGAAAGACGAGCAGAAGGAAACCAGCACGGAGACCGCCGCCCCGUCGUCGACGAAUUCCGCCGCCGUGAAAGAGGAGGUGGAUCAAGAAUUCGACAACAACAACAACCAAACAAUGGAAGCGGCGGAGGAGGCGGAAUUCGACGAUGAGUUCUCGCAGCAGAGCUACAAGCCGGCGUUGCCGGAAUCCAAUCAAAACGAAGACAGCUUCUUCGCCGGCCUCGGCGAGAUCGAGGCCGAUUCAUUGGACUUGCUUUUCAUACAGGGAUUUGACGGCCGUGAUCACGGCGGCAAGGGUUUGGACCCUUUCGGCUUCUACGAUUGGGGCGGAACCACCACCGCAGCCGCCGCCGCUUCCAGCGGCGGCGCAGGCGGAGAGGAUGAGGGGGAUUCGUGACAUGAUGUUAAGCAACAGAAGCCCCCACUCAGUUCCAUGCAUGAUUUAUGAGUGUGAGUUUUUUACACGUGGGGAGGGUUUUUUUUCCCAACUUAUCUUUAUUUUACAUUAGUUUUUUUAUUUAAUUUUUUCAGGGUUUAAUCUAGAUUCAGAAAUUAUAUGGUGAAAAAAGGGUUUUAUUUGUAUUAUGAUAAUUAAUUAAGAAGUGAGAGAGUGGUGGUUAAUAUGGGAGCAGUUUGGAAUAUUGGUGGAUGGGACAGAAAGCUGAGGAACAGAAGGUUUGAACAGUGGGGAAAAGUACAUUUAUGAGACAUGAAAGGAUGGCUCAAUGAAGGGAUUAUGAUGUGGGAUGGGACUCCAAUUUUACAAUUGGGGUUGAUUAAUUAAUUACUCUUAUAUAUACAUAUAUUAUUAGUUAUAUAUGUAUUGCAUGUGUGCAGAGUUUGGUGAUUAAUUAUAUAUUGAUACUACUUUGUAAUGUAGCCAUGAGAUACAAAACCUUGGGUUCCUCCGCUUUCUGUUCUUUAAUCUUCAUUGUUGUACUAGUUAAUUUAAGUAUUUUUUUUUCUGAUUUCUAGAUUUAAUUAAUGCUCUGUGGUUGAGGUGGAAUCAUUUCAAUUGUUUCAACUUUCAAGACAUAAUUGUGUGGUA